This is a messenger RNA of Thlaspi arvense, 1557 nucleotides long. The record is from the annotation of a GenBank genome assembly. Lineage: Eukaryota; Viridiplantae; Streptophyta; Magnoliopsida; Brassicales; Brassicaceae.
GUUCUUGUAGACGGAGAGGUAUAAGAGUUGUUGAUUCUUCUUCCCUUUAGUUAGAAAUUUAACUGGAAUUUACACAUUUCAGGAUCAAACAAACCAAGAAAAAAUGGAGAGAUCCAUUUCUUUUGAUCAUCGACGCGAUAACGAUCUUCCGAAUGAUCGGAGCAGCGAUAUCGGAUAUACUGCCAAUGAUCGGAGGCUUGCUUACUCCCGCUCGUUUCAGCAGUCUCACGGUCCACGAACGCCGGCGGUCACGGAGGCGGCUAAGCCUUUUCUCGAUAGGACGGUCUCCAGCAUCGAUAUGCCGCCGGAGAUAUACUCCGUCGACGGAAAUGAUGUUUUCUUCGGAGAAGGGAAAGCAGCAGACUUGGGGAAAGUAUCGGUUUUGCAUAUGGUUUGGGAGAUUUUUGCUGUUCUGAGAAGUGGAAAUCGGCAGAUGAAGAGGCUGUUUCUGCUGAUAUCGCUUAAUGUGGCUUAUUCUACCACAGAGCUCUCAAUUGGGCUCUUAACUGGGCGUGUAGGUUUGGUUUCCGACGCAUUUCAUCUGACAUUUGGAUGUGGUCUCUUGACAUUUUCUUUAUUUGCAAUGGCAACUUCAAGGAAGAAGCCUGAUCAUGCUUACUCAUAUGGGUACAAAAGACUUGAAGUUUUAUCUGCUUUCACUAAUGCUGUAAGUAUGUUUUUAACGUGUUUUGGUUUUAGUUUGAGACAGCUGUUCCUUAUGUUCAUGUCAUUCUCCUUAGCCGUGGAAGCUCUUCAUGCAUUUAUACAAGAUGAAUCAGAGCACAAGCAUUAUCUGAUUGUAUCAGCGGUAACAAAUCUGUUGGUGAACCUACUAGGUGUUUGGUUCUUCCGGAAUUAUGCUCGUGUCAAUAUUGCGUACAGAAAAGCAGAAGAUAUGAACUACCACUCCGUUUGCUUGCAUGUCAUAUCAGAUUCCAUCCGCAGUGCAGGUUUGAUACUGGCAUCUUGGCUUCUCUCUCUCGGGGUUAAAAAUGCAGAGGUCCUAUGUUUGGGAUUGGUAUCGGUUACAGUGUUCAUGCUUGUUAUGCCACUCUUCAAAGCCACUGGUGGUGUCUUGCUUCAGAUGGCACCUCCAAACAUUCCUUCUUCUGCAUUAAGCAAAUGCUUGCGACAGAUUACUUCUCGAGAAGAUGUCAUGGAGGUUUUGCAGGCACGUUUCUGGGAGGUUGUGCCUGGUCACACUGUUGGCUCACUCAGAAUCCAGGUGAAGAGCGGGAUAGAUGAAAGGCCUUUACUGCAGUAUGUGUAUGAUGUAUACCAUGAUUUGGGUGUACAAGACUUGACCCUGCAAACGGAUUACACCUGAGCUGCAUCUAUGUUUUAAAAAAUUUAUGUAUACUAGAGAUUAUGGUUCUAUAGGAAAACAAAUUUUGGUUUCAAGUUGUGACUUUCUUGUUUCGUUCGUGUCUAUUGAACCACAAGGUCCACAGCACAAGGACCACAAUCUUUGCAACUCUUUUAGUCUUUUAAGGUUGUGGAUAUUUUGGCUCAUUCAUGGCGUACUGCGAGUUAAAUGAAACAAGAUAUUUACGAUUA